AUGAACAAAGAUUUAUUAAUUUUUAGCACAUUUGUUAAAUUUUUACUAUUUCCUACAUAUCGUUCAACGGAUUUUGAAGUUCAUCGAAAUUGGCUUGCUAUUACACACAGUCUUCCGAUAUCAAAAUGGUAUUAUGAAGAUAGGAGUGAAUGGACAUUAGAUUAUCCACCAUUUUUUGCAUGGUUUGAAUGGAUUUUAUCACAAUUCGCAUCAUUAGCGGAUAAAGAAAUGCUUAAAGUUGAUAAUUUAAAUUAUGCAAGUGAUGCAACCAUUUACUUUCAACGUACUACAGUAAUUAUAAGUGAAUUAGUAUUAUUUUAUGCAUUGAAAAAGUAA
Messenger RNA from Funneliformis geosporum, 336 nucleotides. The record is from the annotation of a GenBank genome assembly. NCBI's taxonomy places the organism in Eukaryota, Fungi, Glomeromycota, Glomeromycetes, Glomerales, Glomeraceae.